AUUUGGCUACUCAUAUCAAUGAGGAAUAUGUAAAAAUUGAAUGAAUUAAUUCAUCAAUCAUUUUGUUUAAAUUACGUAAUCAAGAAAAGAAUUAACCAAUCAGAUGAUGAGAGGAUUUGAUUACCAAUCAGUGAAUGAUUGAUUUAUUAUUACUAUUAUUAUUAUUACAUAUAUGCGGUAAAACAGAAAGUUUAGUCAAUGACUUAGUUGUCUUCUAUCCUCUAUUCAUAAUUUUAAAUUAUGCAACAUUUUAAUUCCAUAAUUUAAUAACGUUGAACAAAUUGAAUAUUAAAAAGAAUUGAACUAUUCACUUAUAAUUUAUAAUGGAUCUUAUUAGAAAUAUUCUAAGUCGAUUAAACAAUAAAAACUUUAUAUGUUUUGGAAUUUGUUCUAUCAAUUUAACAUAAAUUAAAUAACCUUUUGAACAAAUACUUAUUAUAGUGAUUAAUGAAUAUCUUGGAUGUAAAUAAAUAAAUACAAGGACUACAAUUUCCUCUAGUCAAGUGAGUAAAUUUUCAUUUGUUUUUUUUUCUGUUGUUCAAUAUUCUAUGGGUUUAUGAAAUGAACUUGUUUUCUUAAAUAGUAAUUAUUGAAUAAAAUUCCUUUCCUUUGUAAAAGGAACACAAUAUUUGCAUCUUAAAGAAAAAGUUUAUUAAUUUCCUGUUGCUCUUGAUUAGUCAGUCCCUUUUAAGUGCUGUUAGAGGUCUGAAGGCGGUUAUCACUUACUGGUUGCUCAUAUCGUAGAAAGGUUUUUCUGGAGAUACCUGGAAAGGAACUUGGAUUAGGAGUGAUCUUGGUGACCCGAAAGCGUGACCGCAGUGCCCAAGGGAUGACUGCAUGAAGCCGGUCAGGCACAACCAUUUUGUGGAUUAUCUUCCAGUGGUAGCAACGAUCAGAGGAUACAUACAUACACGUGUAAACACCCGUUAACUAUCUUUAUUGUGGUCAUUUCUGAACGCCAAGUUGAUAAUCAUUCUGUUACUAUCACAACAGGAUUGACAACUUUGAAAAUAAAUCAAGAAUAUGGAACUCAAAAUUCUAUCGAAUUCUAUGCAUCCCUUAAUCAGUUUAAGACUUUUGUACAUUUUCUAUUUCUUCAUCCUUCUAAGCAUUAUUACAUCAUCUGUUAAAUGUGCAUGUUUACAAUUGACUGAAAAUGAUCGUCCUGUAUUAUUUUGUCAGUCAACAAUACCAUCUUUACCAAUUCCAAGAAAUGAUAUUCCAGCUAAAAUUGCAAAACUUAUCAUUUCAGGAAUGAAUUCUACUGGUCAACACAAUGGAAUUUUAACACGUGAUAAUCUAACCGGUUUGGAAACAUUAACAUAUCUUCAAAUAAGUAAUUUUGAUUUAAAAGAGAUUGAAUCACAUACUUUUUCUGCUAUGGAACAUUUACGUAUAUUAGAUUUGUCGAAAAAUCGAAUAAUAACAAUUAGAUCAGAAGCAUUUGCUGGACCAUCUUUAAAGCUUCUCUCACUAACUGAUAAUAAAGGCAUAAUUUUUGAUCGAACAUCAUUUCAUGGUGCUCAUGUUUUUCACUUGGCAGCUCGAAACUGUGAUUUAACUUCACUAGAUUACGAGACAAUAGCUAAGGCUAAACCGAAACAGUUAAGUUUAUCUGAUAAUAUUUUAACAUGGUUAGAUCCACAAUUCGCUGAACUUGUCAUAGAUCCUCCAAAUUCAAAAAUUCAUCAUUUAUCAACUGUUCCACCUCGUCCUAACCUUGGCUAUUUAGAUUUGAGCAAUAAUCCCUUGAAUUGUGAUUGUCAGCUUAUGUGGCUUUCAAGGUUAGUAGAAAGUCAGUCUUACGAUGCAUAUCAGUAUGUCACUGGUAAAGAUUUAAACAAUAAUGAUCACAAAAAAGAUGUUACUGAUUGGUCAAAUUCACCAACAGAAUCAUCAAUUCGUUUAAUGCAACAUAUGAAUAUGACAUGUGCACAACCACCUGCCUUGGCUGGUAAGAAGUUACCACGUAGUUGGGAUUAUUUUUGUCCAAUCCCAAGUAUAACUGGAAUUGAAAUAAAUAUGUUAAAAGCAAGUGCAGAUUUUGCUCAACUGACAUGUAUUGGUAAAGGCAGACCAACACCAAGUCUUGCAUGGACAUAUAAGAUACACGGACAAAAAGUACAGCAAAUUUUAGACCCUUCAGUUAAACAAGGUUCCAAUGAUCAGUAUUUUAUGCAUUCUAAUAGUCAAUCAUCUUUGAAUAUAUUACCAGGGAACAAAAUGAUUGAACGAAAACUUGCAUUAAAUGUAAGUUUGAAUUCAGUAAAUAUUGAAAACUUCACAUGUACAAUAUGGAAUAAUGAUGGGAUACCAUCAAUAUCUUCAGUAUCUACUACAUCACUGACUUCUUCCGAGGGUAUUGUUAACCCAUUUAAACCUACAUCCCUAAUUGUCCCAACAUCUGAUAAUCAUCAAACCAAAUUUCAAUAUUAUAGGCUUCAUGAAGUUACUGUACGUGUGUCUGGACCUCUGAAACCAUCUGAAUUUAUUAAUCCUGUAAUAAUUGGUGAAUCUUCAAGUUUGGACAGUCGUAAGCAACAUACUCCGAAAGAUGACAAUGCUGAAGUUUCAAUGUCAUCAUUGACCACAACUUCACAGAUACUUGAUAAACAGAUAACAAAUUCAUUACAAGAGGAAAGUAAAGAGACAUAUGGUUAUUUAUUCAUAAAAAGAUUUACAUUAUUAGAAUUACUCGGUGCAGUUAUAGGAACAUUUAUUGCCACUUUAGCAUUAUUAUACUUGGCGACAAAUUGUUUUUCCUGGUUUUGUCAAAUCAAUAAUCAUUUAUCAGCAAAAAAUCUACGUAAAUCACAUUUAGGAUCGCAUAGUAAGUGGUUUUCAUGGAUAAAUAGUAGCAAUAAUAAUAAUGGUCAUUUGUUGAGAGGUAGUAAGCAUCAAUCAGCUAUGAAUAAUAUUGGAUCGCAUCAUUUGAAUCAAAAUGGGAAUAGUUUAGAUGCUAAACUGUUACAGCGUGAAGAUGUAGAAACAACAUGUACUACAUUUGCUGAUAUGGUGUUAGCAACCACUACUCCAAUGCCAUCACAGUUUGGUUCAACAACGAUAUCCGCCCGUAGACCCAAUAUACCACAAGCGUUGUUACUCACAACUGUUCCAAACCCUCGUCUAGAGGCGAAUUCCACACCGCCACCGAAUCCAGCCUACUGGCCAAUGCCUGAAUAUGCUUAUUCAGGGGCAGGAAGCCAUGAAUAUGAUGUACCCAGACCGUUAGAAACAUUUGUUGGUGAAAGGUGUAUUCUAAAACCUGGACUGACAGAAAAUAACAGUUUAAAUCCUAGUGCAGCACAAUCGUUUCUUAGCCUGGCUGCCCAAUCCUUAUUUCCGAUGAAUGGUACCCAGUUAAAUCGUAACGAUGUCGGAAAUCAGCCAAAUAAUGGAAUCUUUCAAACUCCCGCAAAUAUUACACCUCUAACUAUGCAAUGGACACAAACAAUGAAUCCAAUAAAUAAAACAUUGACAAUAAAUCCUAUCAUUUCAUGGCAACCGAAUUUAGUCGGUUCACAUAAUUCAUCUUUGCUGACCGAUAGACAAACACAAAAUAGUAGUUAUACUAAUCAACCAUCAACACAAUCAAUAUUGUAUUCUGCAGAUUAUCCAACCUAUUUACAAACACGUCCAUAUCCGCAUCAUAAAGAGCAGAGCCUACAACAACAACAACAGUUGAUUGAACUUAUGACGAAUUCUACUAGAAAUUACCAAUCAGAAAACUUUAUGAGCACACCUAUGGAUAUGCUUAAUAGUCAUGAUUUGCCAAGAAAAACUACCACUUGUACACAAGAAAAUAAGGCUCAAAUAAAUGGAACCAAUAAUUAGGACUAAUAUAGAUCAUAGUGCUAAACCUCCGUCGAUAAAAAAAUAAAUCUCAACUGUUUAUAUAUAUUAACUUAAUUCAAAGCAUUUUGUUGUGAAAACAACUCUAUUGUAAAGUAAAUAAAAACUCACCGUCUUCUUGAACAGUCAUAUUUAUGUAAAUGAACAUAACUAACCAUUAAUCAAUAUUACAGAGAAAUGAUUUUUUGUUAGAUUAAUCCAUUUGGAUUCAAUGAAACGACUGACAGACAGAUAAAAAAAGAUAUCUUCCUUUCUACAUUCAUUAGAAAUCUUCUCCUCUCAUUGUAGACACGAAACUCUUGUUCUUGCCCCCAUGCUCAAGUAAUUUUUUAACUAUUCCAAAGUCUUUCCAAGUUAACUAACUAACAAUAUUCAAAUAAAAUCAAACUCUUUUGUGUAAUAAACAUUUCUCAUUCAUCUUUUGUCUACUACUUUAUUAAUAGUAGUCUAUAUAUAUUCAUAAAUUGUGAAAGUC
Messenger RNA from Schistosoma mattheei, 4327 nucleotides. The record is from the annotation of a GenBank genome assembly. NCBI's taxonomy places the organism in Eukaryota, Metazoa, Platyhelminthes, Trematoda, Strigeidida, Schistosomatidae.